GAACCAGGUGUGUUGGAGAAGGGGAACGUCGAAAACAUGCAGGGGGUCCCAAGGAGCAGCAUAAAUCUAGUUUAAUCUCAGGACACUGGAUUCAUAUGUUAGUUUUGUCUUUGUUUUCAUAUCAGACCAUUUAACACAAAAAGUCGUUAUUAUUUAAAAUAAUGCAGUGAGAACCAUGUGUGAGGAGUUCAGGUUUCUGCUACACAGCGCUGACCUGAAAGAGGAAAGUGGAUAGAGGUCUGAGGUGGGCAAGAGUGGCUGGGCAAGAGUGACACCGGGGUCACGGUAACUCUGCCCUGACACGGAGAGGCAGAAAAGAGGUAGACAAGAAUCGUACAGGUGAGAAAGAGAAAGAGAGAGAGAGAGAGAACAGAAGCAAGAGGAAAACACUCGGCAGCUUUACCCCUCCCUUGUCCUCAUUGUCUUUUUCCUGUGUGUGUGAUCGAGUGGAGGGAGGUGCUCAGCUGGGAACGAGGGGAGAGAGAAAACACACACACACACACGACAUGAGAGACACUGGACUGUGAUCAGAGCUGGAAUGGGGUGUUGUGUUCUGUAGGUUGUCCUGCAAACCUGUUUCUGGAGGGAAACUGAGGGGCUGGACACAUACACAGGAAUUCCAGGUCAGGAGGGUUCCUGUGGCACAGCACAGCACAGCAGAGCUGAGCUGGGCUGGGCUGGGCUGGGCUGGUAUUCCAAACUCUGCCUCUAACAGUCAUGAGCGUCACAGGAGUGGAGUAGGACGACAGUGGGAAUAAAACAAUAUUUUCAGGACGAGAACUGCGAGACGUUUUACUUCAGGGGUCAACGUCAGGCCUGACCCACUCAUGAUGGGAUCCUCUGUGGAGUUCGCCUGCUUGCUGCUGAUGCUUUCUACGCUGGGAAAGAACCUCCUGGUGUCCGGCGGUUGUUCGGGCAAAUGCUGUCGGGGCAGAGACUUGAUCUGUUUCACCAAAGACUGGAGGAUGGACCGCGUGUUUGGGACUUGUUACUGCGACGAAAGCUGCGUCAGGACCAAGGACUGCUGCUUUGACUACUUCACAGAGUGUCCAGCUCAGGACUGUGCUGUGAGCGACUGGAGCUUCUGGAGCGGCUGUGCAAAGCAUUGCCAGCCCUCGGUGCGAGUCCGUGUCCGUCAUGUCGAGCAGAGGCCCAGUAACAGUGGAGAGCCAUGUCCCAGCCUGGAGCAACAAGCCGGCUGCAGGGAGUACAGAGAUCACCAGGGUAACCACUGUGGACUCAACUCAGGUCCUGCAUUCAUUGCCAGCAUGGAGUUUGGCAAAGGAAGGCGCAGACAUGACAGCUAUGGAAACCCCCUGGACCCUGGGUUCUGUGUGGAAUUCACACUGAAAUCCAGGACACCCCACUGUACUGUUGAGAACAGGCCCCACACACACUGGAUGCGCUACAUAACCGAGGGCUUUAAAGUGUGUGUGGCGUGUGAACCGCCUGCCAUGAGAAACAAUAGUGGCAACUGCCAAGGAGAUGGUCAGGAAUCAGACAAGUAUGAACUUACGAGGAGCUUUGCUCCACUGGCAGGCGGUGGGGAAUCCUCAGUGUCGUGGGACGUGGAAGAAGAUGCAGACAACCCAGCAGUGCGAUUGUCCACCACAACACAGCUUUGUCUUCAUCUGAUCCAAACAAAGCAGCACAGAAACAGAACAGUGCUCUGGUGUGGAGUUCACACCCAAAUGCCCCUCAGCACGAAAAUAACGUGUUCAGAUCAGAUGCUUGCACGCGGCACGCUUCUCACUGAGAUGCUUAAUGCUUGACGGUGGUGCAAUACGAUUACUGUAAUGUAACUAAAUAAGCUACACAUAAUCACACACACACACACAAUACAAAAAGCAUCUUAAAAUCACCAAUCACUUUUUCCAACACGAGAAGUACCAAUAAGUUGAUUUUGUAUAUAUAUUUUUAUUUGUAACACUGUUUGUAUGCAUUUUUUCUGUCAAGUCUAUUUAACUUCAAAAUUCAAAAUAAAAAAAAAAACUUGA
This is a messenger RNA of Solea senegalensis (Senegalese sole), 1997 nucleotides long. RefSeq names its product somatomedin-B and thrombospondin type-1 domain-containing protein. The transcript is spliced from 6 exons. NCBI's taxonomy places the organism in Eukaryota, Metazoa, Chordata, Actinopteri, Pleuronectiformes, Soleidae. Bases 828 to 1772 code for a protein of 314 amino acids. The record is from RefSeq and is a predicted model, not a curated record.